UUCCAGCCACAAUGGGGCCAAGUAAGGACUAUGGUAACCUUAAAGGAAAUUACCAGGCGCUUGAAGUCCAUCAAGAAUAUCCAAAAAAUUACAAAAUCAAUGAAGAUGGUUGCUGCCUCCAAGUACACGAAAGCUGAGCGAGCACUGAAGCCUGCAAGGGUGUAUGGUACCAGUGCACUAGCUCUGUAUGAGAAAGCGGAGAUCAAGGCCCCUGAAGACAAAAAGAAGCACAUUCUCAUUGGCAUUUCCUCCGACCGUGGUCUCUGUGGUGCCAUCCACUCCUCUGUCGCUAAAAUAAUCAAAAAUGAGAUUAAUGCCAUGUCCACCAGUGGGAAGGAAGUCAUGAUUGUGGGCAUCGGUGACAAACUGAGGGGUAUUCUACACAGGACUCAUGGAGAGCACAUGUUGAUGACCUUUAAGGAAGUUGGUCGAAAGCCUCCCACCUUUGGCGACGCCUCCAUUAUUGCCACAGAACUCUUGAACUCUGGAUACGAGUUUGAUCAAGGAUCUGUCAUCUACAACCGCUUCAGGUCCGUAAUUUCCUACAAGACGGAGGACAAGCCCAUCUUCUCCCUCGACACU
This is a messenger RNA of Ailuropoda melanoleuca (giant panda), 582 nucleotides long. Its product is annotated as ATP synthase subunit gamma, mitochondrial-like. Gene Ontology annotation, biological process: proton motive force-driven ATP synthesis. Gene Ontology annotation, molecular function: proton-transporting ATP synthase activity, rotational mechanism. The annotation marks the transcript as partial. The record is from RefSeq and is a predicted model, not a curated record. NCBI's taxonomy places the organism in Eukaryota, Metazoa, Chordata, Mammalia, Carnivora, Ursidae. The transcript has a single exon.